This is a messenger RNA of Talaromyces marneffei, 1476 nucleotides long. RefSeq lists its product as uncharacterized. The transcript has 2 exons. Gene Ontology annotation, biological process: carbohydrate metabolic process. The record is from RefSeq and is a predicted model, not a curated record. Lineage: Eukaryota; Fungi; Ascomycota; Eurotiomycetes; Eurotiales; Trichocomaceae. Bases 1 to 1476 code for a protein of 491 amino acids. Gene Ontology annotation, molecular function: beta-glucosidase activity.
AUGGUGGAAGAUAGUUUGAAAGACCUACAGGGCAGCUUGCGCCACGACUUUUUCCAUGGCUACGCCACUGCUGCAACACAGGUUGAGGGAGCAUGGGAUCGAGACGGAAAAGGCCCUACGAUCUGGGAUACAUUUGCCCAUACCUCAGAUCGAGUGAUAGACAAAAGUACUCCAGACGAAGCUGUUCGCUCUUAUGAUUUGUACAAGCAAGACGUCAACCUAAUGAAGUCUUAUGGGGUCAACGCGUACCGGUUCUCGUUAUCAUGGGCGAGAAUAAUCCCUCUAGGCGGAAAAGAUGAUCCAGUGAAUGAGAAAGGAAUUGAAUAUUAUUCAAAUUUGAUUGACGAACUCUUGAGAAAUAAUAUUACUCCCUUUGUGACUUUGUUUCACUGGGAUGUUCCUCAAGCACUAGAAGACCGCUACGGAGGCAUGCUCAACCAAGGAGCUUAUAUCCCGGAUUUCGUCAGAUAUGCAACGAUGUGUUUUGAGCGUUUCGGAGACCGUGUGAAGCAUUGGAUAACAUAUAACGAACCUGGGGUUUUCGCACUCGCUGGAUAUGCAGCAGGCGUUCAUGCACCGGCAAGGUCGUCCUUCAGAGAUCGAAAUGAUGUUGGUGACUCUUCGACAGAACCGUUCAUUGUUGGGCACACACAACUUGUAUCUCAUGGACAUGUUGCCAAGUUGUAUCGAGAAAAGUUUAGACCGACGCAAAAAGGAGUGCUCGGUAUCACCCUUCACGGAAAUUGGUCCGAGCCGUGGGAUUUAAGUGAUCCUUUAGAUCAGGAAGCCGCGGAACGCGCAAGAGAGUUUGAAAUCGCCUGGUAUGCUGAUCCAGUCCAUAAAUCGGGAGACUAUCCGGCGUCGAUGAGAGCUCAACUAGGUGAUCGCCUGCCUCGUUUUACGGAGGAAGAAUCAAAACUGGUUUUAGACAGCUCAGACUUCUACGGAAUGAACAGCUACACUUCAUUCUUCGUUCGCCACAAGACUACUCCACCGGAUAUCAAUGACCACAAGGGAAACAUUGAUCAAUUCGACGAGAACAAAGAAGGCGUUUCUAGAGGGCCAGCAAGUGAUACUUAUUGGCUCCGAACCUCUCCAUGGGGGUUUCGGAAAUUGCUGAAUUGGAUCUGGGCGCGGUAUUACAAGCCAAUCUAUGUUACCGAAAAUGGAACAACGACGAAAGGAGAGAAUGAUAUCAACCCUGCUACUCACGAAUCUCAGAUUAUAGACGAUCAAUUCAGGAUUGACUUUUUCAAGGGUUACGUAGGGGAACUUGCCCGGGCAGUCAAAGAGGAUGGUGUAGACGUCCGAUCGUAUUUUGCUUGGACGUUUACGGAUAAUUGGGAAUGGGCUGCUGGAUAUACUGAUCGAUUCGGGGUUACGUUCGUUGACUUCGAUACGCCCGAUAAGACUCGAUAUCCUAAGCAGUCUGCAUACUACCUGCGGAGCUUGUUCGAACACCUUAUAGCAAAAUAA